This is a messenger RNA of Aspergillus pseudonomiae, 1531 nucleotides long. RefSeq lists its product as uncharacterized. Bases 239 to 1294 code for a protein of 351 amino acids. The transcript has a single exon. The record is from RefSeq and is a predicted model, not a curated record. Gene Ontology annotation, molecular function: oxidoreductase activity, acting on the CH-OH group of donors, NAD or NADP as acceptor. Lineage: Eukaryota; Fungi; Ascomycota; Eurotiomycetes; Eurotiales; Aspergillaceae.
CGGCGAGAGGCGAAUAAAAAUCUUCCAAAAUUGAAUUGCGUGUUUCCAGGGCAAAAACCAUGAUCGAACAAGCUUUCUGGAGUGUUCACUAAGCACUCUGAUAUAAAUGCCGGAGCCACCCAUGUAUUCAGAAUGCCUGAAACCAUAGGGAAUUUGAGAAAAUAAUAGGUACCACACUCUAUUCGGUAAAACAGAGACUCUCACUCUCACUGUGGUACAAAUCGAGUCAUCCCUGGAAAUGACAGAAGAUAUAUGCCUCGUGACAGGUGCGAGUGGCUUCGUUGCCAGCCAUGUUGUCCAACAAUUACUCGAAAGCGGCUACCAGGUCCGCGCGACGGUUCGCAGUAUCAAGAACGAGAAAAAGGUCAAACACCUGCUUGACAUGCAGGCCAAAUGGCCUGGGAAAUUGACUUUGUUUGAGGCAGAUCUCCUGAAAGCAGGGUCGUUCGAUGUCCCAGCGAAGGGCUGCUCGGUGGUAUAUCAUAUUGCCUCGCCCUUUUUUAUCGAGAGUCGCAUCCGUGACGGCCAGAAAGAGGUGGUUGAACCGGCUCUGAAAGGAACACAACAUGUUCUCGAUGCGGUCCAGAAGAGUGAAACGAUCAAACUGGUCGUCGUCACAUCAUCCGUAGCGGCGAUUUUUGGGGACAACGCAGACGUGCAGAGUAUGAAGGAUAACACACUCUCCAGCGAGUAUUUCAACACUACCAGCACCGUCACACACAAUGCCUACUCUUAUUCCAAAGUGAUUGCGGAAAAGGAGGCGUGGAAAUACUACGAAGCACAACCGAGCCCACGGCGCUGGAGAUUGGUGACAAUCAACCCGGGACUAGUUUUGGGCCCGUCACUCUCUCCCACUUCGGAAUCCGGCAGUCUGUCUCUCCUUGACCAGCUGCUCCGCGGCGAAUUGUUUUUGGGGGUUCCAGACCUGUGGUUUGCCACUGUCGACGUCCGAGAGGUUGCCACGGCUCACCUUCGAGUAGCACAAAACCCGGAUUCGCACGGCCGGUAUAUCUUGGCCGACAAAGAAAUGCACGGUUUUGUGGAGUUGGCUCGCAUCCUACGCUCGAUUACUCACUCCAGCCGGAUUCCAGAGCAUAAGCUUCCAAAUUCAUUGGUACGUUUAUGCGGGCCACUGCUCGGCUUAAGCCAAAAGUGGCUGAAAUUGAAUCUGGGUGUCAAGUUCAAUAUAGACAAUCACGCCAGUUUGGAGGAGUUGAAGAUCGUUUACAGGCCUCUGGAGGAGACAUUAGCAGACCAUUUCCACUCUUGGAGUGCGCAGAGAAAUUCGCAUUAGGAAUGCUGGGUCAGUAAUGAUGUCAUGUUGGGAAUGGUUUAUGCUAAUACCUGUCGCUUUUGUUUGUCUUUUGGAAGUAGACAUGGAAGCAACCCUCUCCCACCCUUAUGGGUGUCACUGGCUGUCGGCCGCGACGGUCAUAACGUUCAUGCCCGAGGCUACCUGAGGGACUAAUUCAAGCGAUUAUCACUCCGAUGGCGAUUACAAUAGGUAAUGCCUUAUGACGUGGGAGAGAAU